This is a messenger RNA of Cokeromyces recurvatus, 1841 nucleotides long. RefSeq names its product transmembrane amino acid transporter protein-domain-containing protein. Gene Ontology annotation, molecular function: amino acid transmembrane transporter activity. Gene Ontology annotation, cellular component: vacuolar membrane. The record is from RefSeq and is a predicted model, not a curated record. The transcript has 6 exons. Bases 85 to 1737 code for a protein of 550 amino acids. Lineage: Eukaryota; Fungi; Mucoromycota; Mucoromycetes; Mucorales; Mucoraceae. Gene Ontology annotation, biological process: amino acid transmembrane transport.
UUUUUUUUUAAUUCCGAGAAAAGAGAAGAGUUUUCUUCCAAGUGUUAUCUAUUUAUUCUUUCUUUCCCUUUUAUAAUAUAUAUUAUGGAUAUACCAGAUAAUAAUAAUAAUAUACCACGAAUUCGUAAUCUUCACCCAUCUCAACUUUCACCUGAUCAUCUUUAUGGUACUAUUCAGGGUCAUCAAGAUGAAUCUACAAUACCCAUUGAACGCACUGUAAGCACUUUUUCGGAAAGAAUAAAUGAUUUUGUGGGUUCAUAUUCUCGUACUUCGAUGAUGUUUAUGGCAGAAAAUUUGGCUGUUCCGAAUGGUUCCUUGUUGGAUGAAGAAGGAGACAAGUAUUCAGCUAUUUCAUCAGGAUAUGUUUCAAGAAUUCCUUCCAAGACGUCUGUAUCACGAUUGUCUCGAAUUGAAUCAUUAGGGGCUGGAACUAGUAAUGAACAUUCUUCUCUAUUGUUUUCACAUCUUGAUAAAGUUUUAUCUACAAGAAGUGUGGGUACAGUAGCUGAUGAUUACCGUUACGAACCUCAUCCUCCCAUUGCUAAAAAGUCUUCUUUUACACAAUCUAUUUUUAAUUCAAUUAAUAUUCUAAUUGGUAUUGGUAUAUUGGCUUUACCACUUGGUUUCAAGUGUGCUGGUUGGGCAAUAGGCUUAUCUGUCUUUGUAUUUUGUUGUGGAUUAACAAAUUAUACGGCUAAAUUAUUACAAAAAUGUUUAGAUAUAGAUCCUGAAUCAAGAACAUAUGGUGAUAUGGGUGCCUUAGCUUUUGGAUUAAAAGGCAGAAUCUGGGUUACAGCAUUAUUUAUUACAGAAUUAAUUACAAGCAGUGUUGCCUUAGUUGUCUUACUUGGUGAUGGUAUUGAUUCAUUAUUCCCUGGUUUCACUUUAAAAGAAACUCGUAUAUUAUCUUUUCUUAUUUUGACACCUAUGUUAUUUUUACCUAUCCGUCAUCUUUCCUAUACAAGUCUAUUAGGUAUCAUUAGCGCCUUUAGUAUCAUUAUUGUUAUUAUAAUUGAUGGAUUUACCAAAAAGGAUGCACCUGGUAGUUUAAUUGAACCUGCUGAUACAGAAAUUUGGCCUUCAAAUUGGAUGACUGUACCCCUUAGUUUCGGAUUAAUCAUGGCUGGGUUUGCAGGACAUGCUGUCUUCCCUACUGUUUAUCGUGACAUGGAACAACCUAAAUAUUAUAGAAAGAUGGUUGAUUGGACUUAUGUGGCUACUACUAUUGUUUAUUUUGGUGUAGCUGCUUGUGGUUAUUUAAUGUUUGGAUCAAACACAAUGCAAGAGAUUACCCAAAAUAUUGUCUCAGUUCCAGAAUAUAAUCAGGCACUUAACCGAUUUGCAGUCUGGUUAAUUGCGAUGAAUCCAAUUGCCAAAUACGGUUUAACCGUCAAUCCUGUAAACUUAAGUUGGCAAAUUUGGCUCUUUAAAGGAUCUACUUCCUUAGAAGAUUGGUGUGAGAAAGGUCGAUGGCGUGAGCCUGUUUUAACAGCUAUUGGUAAAAUUUGUGUUAGUGCAUUUAUUGUUUCACUUGCCUAUAUCAUUCCAGAAUUUGAUAAAGUAAUGUCAUUAUUGGGUGCCUUCUUUUCUUUUAUGAUUUCAGGUAUUUUCCCACUUGUCUGUCAUGUUCGUUUGUUUGGUGACACAAUGUCUGUUAAAACCAAGAUUUUAAAUUAUGUUCUCAUUUUGGUUGCUUCUUCUAUGGCAAUUAAUGGUACUUUAUGGAGUUUUAUUUAGAUUUAUACAUGUAUUAUUCCCCCCCCACUCCCCUCUAUUUUAAUAAUAAAAAGAACAUAACACAUUAUCUAUAAAAGCAUGUUUGCUGUACCUUUAAUAUAAAA